Molecule: messenger RNA, 1385 nt
Organism: Gekko japonicus
Lineage: Eukaryota; Metazoa; Chordata; Lepidosauria; Squamata; Gekkonidae
Gene: ABT1
Product: activator of basal transcription 1
Exons: 4
Coding region: 129-860 (243 amino acids)
Biological process (GO): endonucleolytic cleavage in 5'-ETS of tricistronic rRNA transcript (SSU-rRNA, 5.8S rRNA, LSU-rRNA); endonucleolytic cleavage to generate mature 5'-end of SSU-rRNA from (SSU-rRNA, 5.8S rRNA, LSU-rRNA); endonucleolytic cleavage in ITS1 to separate SSU-rRNA from 5.8S rRNA and LSU-rRNA from tricistronic rRNA transcript (SSU-rRNA, 5.8S rRNA, LSU-rRNA)
Cellular component (GO): nucleolus
Molecular function (GO): RNA binding
Source: RefSeq, a predicted model, not a curated record
GGGGGCGGAAGCUGUCGGAGGGAAGCGUGGAAGGUUGAGAAUUGUCCGGGGACGCGGCAGACCAGGACGUGAGUUUUGGCAUUAAUGAUAAGACCGGCAAGGGCAAAGCGACGCAGCAGUUGACCCCGAUGUGUGAAGUCAUGGACAGUAAUGAAGGAGAAGGGGUGGAGAAGAAGGACGAAGAAGGCGAUGCGGAGCUGGACCUCUCGAGCCAAGGGGCCACCAAGAAGGUUGUGCCUGGCAUCAUCUACCUGGGUCACAUCCCUCCCCGCUUCAGGCCCCGGCACGUCCGCAACCUCCUGAGUGGCUACGGUGAGGUGGGACGUAUCUUCCUGCAGCCUGAAGAGCGAUUUAUACGGAAGAAGAAGAAGAAAGCGGGGACCAAUGCCAAGAACUUCACGGAAGGCUGGGUGGAAUUCCGGGACAAGCGGGUGGCGAAGCUGGUGGCCGCCAGUCUGCACAACACGCCCAUGGGGGUCCGCAAGAGGAGCCGGUUCCAUCACGACCUGUGGAAUAUGAAGUAUCUGCACCGCUUCAAGUGGACUCACCUGAGCGAGCGGCUGGCGUACGAGCGCCAGGUGCAGCAGCAGCGCAUGCGCGCCGAGGUCUCGCAGGCCAAACGGGAGACUAAUUUCUACCUGCAGAAUGUGGAGAAGAGCAAACGCUUCUCCAAGAAGGACGGUCGGGGCGAGCCGGAGGACAAGAGCUGGGGCUUCGUCCAGCGUCGCACCGAGGAGGAAAUCCAGACCAGCAAGGGGAGCCAGCGUCUCCAGCAGCAGCUGGCCCGGGCUGCUGAGAUCCAGGAGAAAUCCCAGUCCAGCCGUUCUCUGCUAGCAAAGAUCUUCAACGCCCAGCAGUAGUUAACCAGGCCCGAAGAGUACAGAACUUGCACGUGAUGCUGGUCUAACCGUUGUAGAUCCAGAGGAGUUAGCCGUGUCGGUCUGUCACUGCGAAAUAGUAAAGAGCCCAGUUGCACCUUUAAGACUCACAAACUUUUAUUGCGGCAUAAGAUUUCGAGCAACACAGCUCUCUGCAUCGAGGGUAUGAAGUAACCGGCCAGAUAUAUAGGUGGUAUGGGGAGGGGGGAGAGGAUGCAGAAGGUGCCACGUAAAGGCAAAGCAGUUGCAAAAGUCACGGGAAAGGGUGGUCUUAAGUGUUGCCGUUCUUGCUCUUCCGUGCCAGAUUCGUUCAGGACACUGUCAGGUCCAGCAGAAAACCGCUUAUGUUGUCCUAUUUUACAGACAGGCUGGAGAUAUGGUACUUUUUUCCUGCUGUGCAGAGUCGUGUUUCAGGGUGCUGUCUGAUUUUACACGACCAGCAUAAAAUCUUUCCCCUGUGGGAUCUGGGAGGAGUGUGACUUGUUCGCUUCUUCGCUCGGUCACUGG